AGUUUGAUCAUGCACGUGACGAGGGCUGUGAAGACAACUGCAGUUUCCUAGAUUUUUCAAACAAUUCCUGAUCCGAAAUAGGAGAGUCCAUACCCAAGACUUCCAUCGAUUGGUAUUAUGAUACUGUUUGUCAACACGGACAACAUAAUGUGAAUACAGACAACAUAAUGUCAACACGGACAACAUAAUGUCAACACGGACAACAUUUAUGCACAGCCUAGAACUACCAGCGUAGAGACGCUAGUCCAGAGCAGACAUAAUGUGGCAGAGGCUUGCAGACAGUAUCUCUGCUCAGUUAGCCCACCCUAAAGGGGGACCCAUCGGCUGGUAUGUCAAGUAUCUAUUCAAGAAGGUGAACAAACCGCUGUCGCAGAGUGCUGUGGACUUGUGUAACAUCCAGCCUCAUCAUAAUGUACUGGAGGUUGGCUUUGGAACCGGAGAAGGACUUAAGUGUGCCUGCCAGAAAAUACAAGACGGACCGGGGAAAAUAUACGGAGUGGACAUCUCUGAAAGAAUGUUUACUGAAACGGCUGAAUUGUUAUACAUGGAAAUACACAACAAGAAACUAGAGCUGUUGCUAUCGAGAGUUGAAAAACUUCCGUUCAACCACGACAAGUUUGAUCGUGUGUACCACGUAAACUGUUAUUAUUUCUGGCGUGACAUGAUCGACGGAGCCGCAGAGCUUUAUCGCGUGAUGAAGCCAAACUCCAUGAUGGUGACGACACUGAGUCUGAAACGACUAAAACAAGCAAAGAAAAGAGGAUUACUGACAAAGAAUGCUAUUACUGAUCCCAUGCACUACAUGUGGUGUUUAGAAAAUGUGGGUUUUGAAGAUGUUUCCAUGAAGUAUGUGAAAAACAAAUUGGGAUUCGAACAUCAGGCAAUUUUUGCUUAUGUUCAUGAGAAAUAAAACCUGGAAGAGCUAACUGGCUUAGCGGGCAGUGAUUUAAGUACCCUUAGUAAAAGAUGACAUGAAAUGCAUUUAGAUUUUUAAGUUUAUAAAUGUGUGAUUUUAGGGAAAUAUUUAGUCAUUUUCAUGGUAAUGAAUUUGUCUCUUCAUUUGAAACUGUGAAAGACUGAUGGAUGCCAAUCUUUACUGCGUCAGUUGUACCGCAUGGUAUAUUCUGAAAUUAUGAAUUGUGGAUCAGUGGAGGGAGCAAACUCUGGCACCAAUUUAGUGGUAAUUUUUAAUAUCCUUAAGGGUUCCCUUUUUUGGGCUAGCUAAGAACCCCCAAAGUGUUGUAACCUUACCUAGUCUGAACUCGGCUUCAAUUUUGUAUUUGGAAAUGGUAUUUGCUGACUGACUUACUAACCUUUUAAAAGGCUUUUCAUUCUAAGAGGUAGAUCUACUGAGCAUGAUUCCUCAUCAACCACCCGAAAUUCUGCUUAAUGUCAAAUAAGACAUUUGUAUGUUCAGAUUCAUCUUGAAUUGGAUGAAUGAUAGCAUAAAUUUGGAAAGUUAUGCAGGUUUUGUUACUGGUGUGUAUGUAGUGCAGAGUUUGUUGACCUCAAUUUGAACUCAAGUUUGUCAUCUCUUUCUCUUCAUUUCUGUUUCCUCUGCCCGGUUUCCACA
Liolophura sinensis is the source of this 1573-nucleotide messenger RNA. RefSeq lists its product as uncharacterized. Bases 260 to 910 code for a protein of 216 amino acids. The record is from RefSeq and is a predicted model, not a curated record. Lineage: Eukaryota; Metazoa; Mollusca; Polyplacophora; Chitonida; Chitonidae. The transcript has 4 exons.